AGAUUAUCGAAAUUUGAACGGAAUAUUGAAUAAUAUUGUGUAAUUUUAGUGAAACUAGUGCUUGAUUUGUGGUAGUGGUUCGGUGCUUCGAGAAAAAUCUGCGGAUUACCAUUGAAAAGCAGGCAAAAGCUGUAAUUCACCCUCGGAAGGAAUCCCUGAAGGUCACAAAAGAAAUCCAGUACAGAAUCUCAGAUAGGAUCCUUAAUGAAAUCACGUGAGGAAUCCCGGCUGGCAGCAGGGCAGGACUCCUUGAAAGAAUAAUUGAAGAAAUCCCAGGAGAAAAAAGAAUCCCGCAAUAUUCCUUGAAGGACCUUUAAAAGAAUGCAAGUUGGAAUCACUGGCGCAAUCCUAGCAGGAAUCCCAAAAUCCCGGAAGGAAUCUUCGAAGGAACUCCAGCAGUAACCCCUGAAGAUCUAGGGACGCGUAGGAGGCGUUGCGUUCAAACUUUUCCUGAACUAAACCGGAACAGAACGGACGCAUCGGAUGGACCCAAGAUGAUGCACUACAAGAAAGGUAAAAACGUCGAGGAGGAGCUCACCAAGGAGCAGAUUCCGAUCGAAUGCCUGCCGGGCCAGUUUCUGUGGAUGCACGUGAAGGGUGGCUCGCACAUCUUCAACCUGGUGAACUACGCCAAGAAGGCGCUGGAAUCCGGCGAGCAUCGGGCCGUGGUGUGGAGCGGCACCGGCGGCGGAAUCGGCAAGACCAUCAGCUGCGCCGAGAUCAUGAAGAAGGACUUUGAACUGAGCCAGGUCACGCGGGUGUGCUACCGGAAAGUCGAAGAAUACUGGGACCCCCAGCAGGAGGGCCUGGAGCAAAUCGUGGCCACCCGAAACAUACCCAGCAUCCACAUUCUGAUGUCGUUGGACGAAAUCGACCCGAAGACGCCCGGUUACCAGCACUCCAAAACGCGGACCACAUUCUGGCUGGAAUCGGACCCGGCUGCCAAAGGUGGUCCUCGAAAGGGUGGUAACUUUUUCACCGGACCGCAGUUGAAGAAGAAACCGAAUCGAAACUACGGUGACGAUAAGGGUGGGUCGAGUGCCAACGGAGCUGGAGGAAGUGGGAGGGGCGACGGCAGUGCAGGUGGGAAGAAGGGUAAGAAUAAGAACAAAGGUGGGAAGACAACAACGGAGGGAAAGGAAAAAAGUGGCAAGGAACCGCAGAAGAGCGAGGCGAGUGGGAGCGGUGAAAAUAAGGCCAAGAAGACUAAAAAUAAUGAACAUAAGCAGAAAGCCAGAGAAGGUGAAAAGCCAAAGUCGGGGAAAUCUGCGAACGAGAGUCAGCCAAUGGAGUUAGGUGAGUAGAACAGCAUUCAACGUUCAAUAAAUGUGUAGAAUAUGAAAAAUAA
Messenger RNA from Aedes albopictus (Asian tiger mosquito), 1348 nucleotides. Its product is annotated as ribonuclease P protein subunit p25-like protein. Bases 495 to 1304 code for a protein of 269 amino acids. Gene Ontology annotation, cellular component: ribonuclease MRP complex. The record is from RefSeq and is a predicted model, not a curated record. NCBI's taxonomy places the organism in Eukaryota, Metazoa, Arthropoda, Insecta, Diptera, Culicidae. Gene Ontology annotation, molecular function: RNA binding. Gene Ontology annotation, biological process: tRNA 5'-leader removal. The transcript is spliced from 5 exons.